Messenger RNA from Rhizophagus irregularis DAOM 181602=DAOM 197198, 1959 nucleotides. RefSeq lists its product as uncharacterized. The record is from RefSeq and is a predicted model, not a curated record. Gene Ontology annotation, biological process: mRNA splicing, via spliceosome. Gene Ontology annotation, cellular component: U4/U6 x U5 tri-snRNP complex. Lineage: Eukaryota; Fungi; Glomeromycota; Glomeromycetes; Glomerales; Glomeraceae.
GAGGAAUCUUUUUUAGAAGAAAAUGGAGCGUAAACGUACUAGACCUGCGAAUGUGUUAGGAGAUGACGAUGAGCCGUCUUCUAUUGAGCCUGAGAGUAAAAAGUUUAGAAGCUCUGGAAUUGGGGUCCCAAGUUACCGACCAACUCCUUCCGAUUCUUCAAUACCGAAUGCAGCGCCUCGUCCCGAGCAGAUUAAAGCUAUGAUUGCGCAAAAGAAAGCACAAUUGGAGGCUAUGGCUGCUUCAUUGAGACCAUCUCAACCUAGGCCACCUUUAUUACCUAUUAGACCACUCGUGUUAUCUAGUAGUACGUCUACUACCAGUAUAACCACACCUGUUUCUAUUUCAACACAAAACAAUUUCACAUCGUCAGGAAUUGAUCCUGAUCUUCAGCGUAAAAUUCUUGAAGCCAAAGAAAGAGUUAAAGUUAAUUUGGCUAAAGCAAAUCCUUACUUGCCUUCAACUAGUUCAUUAGCAAAAGCGGCUGAUGAUUCUUUAAAAGCUAAAGGAGGUUUAAAAGUAGAAGCUCAUCCUGCACUUUCAUUAGAUCAAAGUGGAAAAUUAGAUCUAAAAAGAGUUGCGGCACUAAUACCAAAACCAAAUUUUGCUACUGUAAAGGCGAAUCAAAGGGCCGCACCUGCUGCUUCAAAACAAGAAUCUAAAGUAUCAUCAACCCCGUCUGAAGAAUUGAAUGAUAUUACUCAAAAUCCAUAUUUUGAUCCAAGAGCCGGUUCCAUUGCUCCUCAACGUCGUGGACGUAAAAAAUUUAAAUUCAUUCAAAGAGGAAAAUAUGAAUCCAUAGGAGAUCAAAUGAGAGCUCAAGCUAAAUUGGAAAAAUUAAAAGAGGACAUUGCUCAAAGUGUGAAAAAGGCUGGCAUGGAAGCAGAACUGGAUUCAUCUGAUAAAGCAAUCAAGAGAGAUCCUCCACCUGCAUUAGAAUGGUGGGAUGCCCAUUUACUGCCAAAUAAAACCUAUGCAGAUAUUGAUGCUGGCUUGGCCUUGGCCAGGAUCGAAGACGAUGAUUCUCUUGUUACUUGGUUUGUUCAACAUCCAAUUCCAAUUAAACCUCCUGGAGAUAACGGUCCUCCCCCGCCGAAACCAUUAAUGUUGACCAAGAAGGAACAAAAGAAGCUACGCAAACAGCGACGUUUAGAAUUGCAGAAAGAGAAACAAGAUAAAAUUCGUUUAGGCUUGUUACCACCGGAUCAACCUAAAGUCAAAAUGAGUAAUUUGAUGAGAGUUCUUACAAACGAGGCUAUCCAGGAUCCAACCAAGGCUGAGGCUCAAGUUCGUAAAGAAAUGCAAAGACGUCAAGAAACUCAUUUAAAGGCUAAUGAAGAACGUAAAUUAACCGAAGAACAAAGGAAAGAAAAGAGACGGAAAAAACUGGAAGAAGAUGCCAAAAAAGGCACUAUAGUUUGUGUUUUCAAAGUGAAUGAUCUUUCACAUCCGAAAAUGAAAUUUAAGGUUGACACAAAUGCACAACAACUUGGUCUUACGGGAACAGUUAUUAUCAAUCCUAACUUCAAUGUAGUAAUAGUUGAAGGAGGACCAAAAGGAAUUAAAUAUUAUAAGAAAUUAAUGAUAAGACGUAUUGAUUGGUCUGAUACUACGAGACUGGGAGAAGGAAGUGGAGCUGGUGGAAAUGGAGGAGGAAAUGAACAAGGUGAAGACGAACCAACUGCGGAACCUCCCAAAGAAAAUAAAUGUGUGUUGAUUUGGGAAGGAGAAGUUAAAGACCGUGGAUUUAAAGGUUUUUGGUUUAAAACUUGUCCUACAGAAAAAAUUGCUAAGGACUAUUUGAGAAAACAUAAAGGUGAACAUUAUUGGGAUUUAGCUAGUAAAUAUGUAGAUGAUGGUCUUGAAUUACCUAAUGUGUUUUAGUUUACUGAAAUGAAGUACAUAUUUUAUGUUCCUUCUUAUAUUAUAUAAGUAAAAUUCAUGAUAUCUCUUUAUCAGUA